AUGUUAUCAUCAAGAAUUCCUAAAAGUAGAUUGAUCAAACAAUCUACAUCCACAUUUAACUUAGCUAAAAGUAUACCAUUGUCAAUUAGUAGAAAUGUUCAACAACAGUCUUUACAACAACAAUCACCAAAUGUUUAUCAACCCCAACAUUCCCUUGUAUUCCAACCAAAUUUUAAUCAAGUUAGAUUUUUCCACCAAUCACUUCCUAGAAAACUUCAAAUGCAACAAACUGAAGAAGGAGAUAAUCGUCCAGCUUUAGAGAAAUUUGGUACCGAUUUAACUCAAUUAGCUAAAGAAGGUAAAUUGGAUCCUGUUAUUGGGCGUGAUCAUGAAAUUCGUAGAACUAUUCAAAUUUUAUCUAGAAGAACUAAGAAUAAUCCCGUAUUGAUCGGUAAUGCCGGUACUGGUAAAACAGCAGUUAUGGAAGGUUUAGCUCAACGUAUUGUACGUGGAGAAGUUCCUGAUUCAAUGAAAGAUAAACAAAUUAUUACUUUAGAUUUAGCUGGGAUAAUUAGUGGUGCUAAAUAUCGUGGUGAUUUUGAAAGUAAAUUAAAAUCAAUUUUAAAAGAAGUUGAAGAGAAAAAUGGUAGUGUUAUUUUAUUUAUUGAUGAAUUUCAUUUAUUAAUGGGUUUAGGUAAAGCUGAAGGUUCUAUUGAUGCUUCAAAUUUAUUGAAACCAGCAUUAGCAAGAGGUAAAUUAUCAUUAUGUGGUGCUACUACUAUUGAAGAAUAUAGAAAAUAUGUUGAAAAAGAUGCUGCUUUAGCAAGAAGAUUUUCUCCUGUUACUGUUAAUGAACCAACCGUCGAAGAUACUAUUUCUAUUUUAAGAGGUUUAAAAGAACGUUAUGAAGUUCAUCAUGGUGUUCGUAUAAUGGAUUCUGCUUUAGUUACUGCUGCAUUAUAUUCAAACAGAUAUAUCACUGAUCGAUUCUUGCCGGACAAAGCAAUUGAUUUGGUUGAUGAAGCUAGUUCUACAUUACGUUUGCAACAUGAAUCAAGACCUGAUGCUAUUGCUACUUUGGAUAGACAAAUUAUGACUAUUGAAAUUGAAUUGGAAUCCUUGAGAAAAGAAGAAGAUCAACUUUCAGUUGAUAGAAGACAUAAAUUGGAAAAUGAAUUAGAAGUUAAGAAAUCUGAACUUAAAGAAUUGACUGAUCAAUGGGAAUCUGAAAAACGUGCUAUUGAUGCUGUUAAAAAUGCCAAAUCAGAUUUAGAAAAAGCAAAACAUCAAUUGGAACAAGCUACUAGAGAAGGUGAUUAUGGUACUGCUUCCAAGAUUCAAUAUGCCACUAUUCCUGAAUUACAAGAUAAGAUUAAAGAAUUGAGUAAAAAUGAAUUGGCUGUUAAAUCAUCCAAUCUUUUACAUGAUUCUGUUACUUCUGAAGAUAUUGCUAGUGUUAUUUCUAAAAUGACUGGUAUUCCAGUAAACAAUUUAUUGAAAGGUGAAAAGGAUAAAUUAUUAGAUAUGAAUGUUAUUUUACGUCAAUCUGUUGUUGGCCAAGAUGAAGCAAUUGAUGCUGUUUCUGAUGCUGUUAGAUUACAACGUGCUGGUUUGACUAGUGAAAACCGUCCAAUUGCUUCAUUUAUGUUUUUAGGUCCAACGGGUACUGGUAAAACUGAAUUAACCAAAUCAUUAGCUAAAUUUUUAUUUAAUGAUAAGAAUGCAGUUAUUAGAUUUGAUAUGUCUGAAUUUCAAGAAAAACAUACCAUUUCAAGAUUAAUUGGUUCUCCUCCAGGUUAUGUUGGUUAUGAUGAAAGUGGUGAAUUAACUGAAGCAGUUAGAAGAAAACCAUAUUCUGUUGUUUUAUUUGAUGAAUUUGAAAAGGCUCAUCCUGAUUUAUCCAAAUUAUUAUUACAAGUAUUAGAUGAAGGUUCAUUAACUGAUUCUCAUGGUAAAAAAAUUGAUUUUAGAAAUACAAUUAUUGUUAUGACUUCAAAUAUUGGACAAGAAAUUUUAUUAGCCGAUAAGAAUAAAUAUGAAGAUGGACAUAUUAAUAAAGAAGUGAAAGAUCAAGUAUUGGAAAAUUUAAAACAUCAUUAUGCUCCUGAAUUUUUAAAUCGUAUUGAUGAUGUUGUUGUAUUUAAUAGAUUAUCCAAGAAAGCAUUAAGAGAAAUUUUAGAUAUUCGUUUAAGAGAAAUUGAUGAUCGUUUACUUGAUAAACGUAUUAUUUUAGAUUUAUCAGAAUCUGCUAAGACUAUGUUGGCUGAUUCAGGUUAUGAUCCAACGUAUGGUGCUCGUCCUUUAAAUAGAGUUUUAAGAAAGAAAUUAUUAGAUCCUUUAGCAAUGCGUAUGAUCACUGGUGAAGUACAAGAAAAUGAAACUGUUAAAGUUGAUGUUAAAGAUCAUAAGAUUUAUGUUGCUCCAAAUCAUACUCAACGUUCAGCUGUUGAAAAAGAAGAAGAAGAUUAUAAAGAAAAAGACAAUGAAGAAGAUUAA
Molecule: messenger RNA, 2436 nt
Organism: Candida tropicalis MYA-3404
Lineage: Eukaryota; Fungi; Ascomycota; Pichiomycetes; Serinales; Debaryomycetaceae
Gene: HSP78
Product: chaperone ATPase
Exons: 1
Coding region: 1-2436 (811 amino acids)
Biological process (GO): cellular response to heat
Cellular component (GO): mitochondrial matrix; cytoplasm
Molecular function (GO): ATP hydrolysis activity; ATP binding
Source: RefSeq, a predicted model, not a curated record